AUGCAAUAAUAAAAAGUGUUCUUUGGAAACUAGUAGAGUGUAUACCUUUCUUAAAUGUGCUUCUAAGGUACAAAAUAUAGAUUAUAUUCAACAUCUGAAUACAAUUAUGUUGUAAAACUAUAUGAUAAUGGAUAAGAAAAGGUAAUCACUUUAAUUAUGAAUUCUAAUUUAGUAUUUGAAUACUGAGUUACAAGCUGUUCAUAUUUUUAAAGAUUAUGGAAAUAGUAACAUAGCAAAAGCAUUUGAAGGAGAUCUAUAAUAAAACAUUAAAGUAAUAGUUUUUGAAAAAGCUGAAGUCCUCCAAAACAUUUUGAAGGAUUCUUAAAAAGGUUUAGAGGAACCUCAAGUCCUAAAAGUAAGCAGAAAAAUUAGUGUAGAUCUUAUUAGAUUUGAGUAAAGGAUUAAAAAAAUGUCAUAGCUUAGGAAUUACUCAUCGUGAUAUUAGACCUGAAAAUAUAUUGAUUGGAUUAGACAAAUAAGCUAAAUUAUGGAAUUUUUAACGUUGCUUUUUUUAAGUACUAAAUUAUUUUAAUUUAGUAAUAUGAUCAUUUGCCAAAUGAAUAUAUUUCUUAAAUUAAAGAAGAAAUUGAUGCACAUACAUUUGAACAUGUUAGAGCACCUGAAUAAAAGGAUUUCUCUUAAAGAUGGCCAAUUACUAAAAAAGUUGAUAUUUAUGCUUUAGGAUAGUUAAUGUAUUAUAUCCUAUUUAAAGUACGCUAUGAUUAAAAUCCUCGUUGGGAAAAAAAGUAUCAAUUUUAUUAUAUAAGUCCGAAAUGGGGUCUCUAUAGUAAUAAAUUGUAGGAUCUAAUUAAAUUACUAUUAAUUCCUAAUCCAAAAGAUAGAUUGAGUGCUGAAUAAAUUGAAGAAUAUAUUCAAACUCAUCUAAUAAAUUAAAAGUAAAUUAAUUUUUAUAACUAGUAUUAUUUCUUCAUAAAUUCAUAUUAGAAGUUUAUCAACUAAUGAAAAAAUGAAUAGAGAAAUAUAAACUUAAAGAAAUCAAAAUGGUAAAAAUAAUUAAUUAGAAUUGAUUAAUUUUCAACAUCCAUCAUCAUCUUCCUUAUCUACUAAAUUUGUUAAAUUAGUUAGUAAAGUAGCAUAAAAAACAGAUUAUUGGGUUGCUGCAUGUUUGGAAGAAGUUGAUGCUGCUCCAAAUUAAAAAUAUUUUAGAUAUCUUCAUGUCAAAGCAUGGUAAAAGAAAGCUAAAAUUCCUAAGUUUUAUGAAAAAUUAUCUAAUAGAUUACAAUUGAAUUCUGUGAUAAUUACUUUUAAGGCUCUAUAAUUGUUACAUAAUUACUUGAAAAAAGGUCCUUAAGAAGUUUAUUUAGUCAAUAAUUAAAAUUCAUCUCCUCUUGCUAUUUUAGAGAAAAUUAAAAAUUUUUAAGAAACAUCUCUAGCCAAAACAUCUAAAGAUAAAUUCAGAUCUCAAUUCUUUUCUAAUUUGUUAUAUAGCUAUUCUCUUAUAUUAAUAGAAAAAGUCAAAUUUCAUCAAUUUUAUUUAAAAUAUUUUGAAGGUAAUUUUGCUAUGGUUCCAUUCUUUAAUAAUAUGAACUCUAAAGAUAAAUUAAAAAUAAGCAUUGCUAUAUUAAGUAAUUUGAUAAAUUUGUGGAAACAAUUUAAUAUAUUCAUAAAUAGUUUUUAAUUCUAAAAAUAAAUUCUCUUCAACUUAUAAUUAGGAUUUGCAAUUACUAUGGCAGAUGAAUUAUACAAUAUAUUAUGUACAUGUACACACAUAUAUUAUGCAUUAAAAUAAAGUACUAAUUACAUAAGUGGUGUGCCUCCUUCUAAUAAUGAUAUCAAAUAAAUAUUCAUUUAAUUACAAGAUGAUUAUCAAACUAAUUUUGUAAAUACUACAUUAUUUUUUCAGUAAUGUAAAUAGAUUCCUCAAUUUUAUUAAAUAAUUCCUGAACCUCCAAGAAGUGUUAUAGAAAGUUUAAAAAAAGUACCAUUUUUUUAGUCAAAUAAAGGGGAAUUCAAUAUUUAUGAUUAUUUAAGUUAUUCUACAUCUAUUGAUGGUAUUAAAUUACCAUAAAGUUAUGGAGAAAUAAUGAGCACUUAAGUAAUGGAAUAUGAUGAUGAAGUUGUAGAAUUGGAUCCAAGAAAUGAAAAAUUUGCUACACAAUAUCCAAUUAAACCAGUUUUAUCAGUGUAACCAUUUAGUGAAAGAGUGAAAAAAUUUAGUUUUGAAAUGGAACCUAUAGUUAAUAAUAAUUCUUCAAAUAAUUCUAUUUCUAAUUCUAACAUUCCAUAAUAAUAAUAAUAAUUAUUAAAGUAACAAUAAUAAUAAGUAUAAGUAUUAGAGGAUAUUCAAUUUUUGAAUUAAUAAUAAUAAAGUUAAAAUAAAAAUACAGAAUUCAAAAAGAAAUAAAUAAAAUAAUAAAAAUAAGGAUCUCAUUCUUAUCAAGGGUUAGAAAUUUCAGAUGAUGAUGAGGAAUAACAAAAUGAAGAUGAGACAGAAUAGUUUCCUAAUAAACCAAAUGAAAAUUAAUAAAAUAACUCAAGAGCACCUUUAGCGAAUUAAAAUAUUUAGUUAACAAAAGAAUUAUUAAAUGAUGAAGAAUUUUUGAAUUGGGGAGAAAAAAAGAAUGGUUCAUAUAAAUAAAAUAGUAUUAAUAUAAAUUAGAGUUAAAGAAUAUAAUCUGCAAAUUCUUAGCCAAUAAAUAAUAAUUAUUUUGAUUAAUUUAAUCAAAAAAGUAAAAAUGGUAUGAUUAUUAAUAAUAAUAAUAAUAAUAAUAAUAACAAUAAUAACAAUAAUAAUAAUAAUAUUAAUAAUAAUUAUCAUAAUAAUAAUAAUAAUUAAAACAAUAAUAAUAAUAGUAAUUAUAAUAAUAAUCAAAAUAAUAAUAAUAGUAAUAAUAAUAAUAAUAAUAAAAUAUCAUAGUAAAAAGUAGAUCUAAGUUUAUAAAUAUAGUAAAGAUAAUAAUAAUAAAAUAAUUUUUAAGUAGUAGAUUAUUUUUAAAAGUAGGGAAAAAGUAAAUAAAUUUUCAUCAUAUUUUAGACGUUUAAGAAUGGAUGAUAAAUCAUGAUCAAUUAAAAUUAGAAAGAUUAAUUGGAACUGGAAGUAGUUGUGAAGUUUAUAAAGGAUAUUGGAAAGGAGGUGAAGUUGCUAUAAAGAAGAUGAAAAUAAAGUCUUUAAGUGAAAAUCAUUUAAAAGAAUUCAGAAGAGAAAUAUCUGCUUUUGUAACAAUUCAGAAACAUAACAAUUUGGUUUAACUGAUGGGAAUAUCUUAAAAGGAAGAUGAAUUAUAUAUAGUAACUGAAUUUUGUGCAGGUGGAACAUUAUUUGAUUUAUUGCAUAGAAAGAAACACCUAGAUAUAACAUGGUAGAAUAGAAUAAAAAUAGCUUUACAAAUAGCAGAAGGAAUGUUACAUUUACAUAAAUUGAAUCCACCAUUAAUUCAUCGAGAUUUAAAAAGCUUAAAGUAAAUUUAAGUUUUUAUUAAUUAUAGUUUAUUAUUAGAAUAAACUUAUGAUCAUUCUAAAGUGAAUAUAAAGAUAGCAGACUUUGGACUUGCAAGAGUUUAAGCAGAUAAUGGAGAAAUAAUGACAGGAGUAUUAGGAACCUUUGUAACAUAUAUAUAUUAUCUAAAAUUUUAGCAUUGGAUGGCUCCUGAAGUUUUUCAGAAUGUACCUUAUACUAUAAAAGCAGAUGUUUAUUCAUAUGCAGUAAUAAAGUAUUUUAUUUUUAGAUAGUUUUAUGGGAAAUUUGUUGCAGAGAAACACCUUAUAAAUAGUUAUCUACAAAUCCUCCUGCAAUAAUGAAAUUAGUAACUGUUGAUAAUGGAAGACCUGAUCUAAAUUUGUUAUAAUUAGGAUGUCCUUAAUUUUUAAGAGAUUUAAUGGUAAAAUGUUGGGAUUAAGAUCCUAACAAAAGACCGUCAUUUUAAGAAAUAACUUAAUACUUGCAUGCAUAAUUAUGA
Molecule: messenger RNA, 3917 nt
Organism: Paramecium sonneborni
Lineage: Eukaryota; Ciliophora; Oligohymenophorea; Peniculida; Parameciidae
Source: the annotation of a GenBank genome assembly